Lindgomyces ingoldianus is the source of this 2891-nucleotide messenger RNA. Its product is annotated as MCM-domain-containing protein. Gene Ontology annotation, molecular function: 3'-5' DNA helicase activity; single-stranded DNA helicase activity; single-stranded DNA binding. The transcript has 3 exons. Gene Ontology annotation, biological process: double-strand break repair via break-induced replication; mitotic DNA replication initiation; DNA replication. Gene Ontology annotation, cellular component: nucleus; MCM complex. The record is from RefSeq and is a predicted model, not a curated record. The coding region runs from base 85 to 2667 and encodes 860 amino acids. NCBI's taxonomy places the organism in Eukaryota, Fungi, Ascomycota, Dothideomycetes, Pleosporales, Lindgomycetaceae.
AUCCCCCCUCUCUCCACCAACCUUCUUAUAGCGUCCAUAUAUUCGGCGCAUUGAGUGAAAAUGAGUUCACCGCUUCGAGCAAACAUGUCUUCCGCAAACCGUGGUGGUCCAAGCCUCAACAACAGGAACAAGCGCGCGAGAGAGCCUGACGAUGACUUGCCCUCCUCGGCGGCGCAUCCGCCAUCCAGUCCAAUGGCCUCUUCGCCGCCGAUGCUCCCCCAUGACGAAGAGCCCGACGUUAUGGAUGAGGACCAGCUUAUUCCGGAUGUCGACGAUCUUGACGAGGACGCAGAAGAAGCUGAGGGUAUCGAUCUCUUUAAUGAGGACUUCGAGCAAGACUAUCGAGAGCGCGAAAACGAUGCAUAUGAGGGCAUAGGCAUUGAUGACCAAGAAUAUGACGAACUCGAUCUUGCAUCGAGAAGAGACCUCGACCGGCGUCUGAAUGCGCGUGACGCUGCAGCCAGGAAUCGCGCAAUUCCUGGAGCUUGGUUAGGCGACGGCGAGGAUGUAGGUGAUCUGGCCGAACUGACGAGGCGGAGACCACCUCGCCGAUACGGUUAUGAUGAGGAUCAAGAUGAUAUGGAUAUAGGUGGGGAUAUUAUGAACGUGGAGUUGACCCUCGAAGCUUUGGCGGACGUAAAGUCAGCUAGUUUGACCGAUUGGGUUUCUCUCCCUGCUGUUGCCAGGACCAUUGCGCGAGAGUUUAAAUCUUUCCUCACCGAAUACACCGACGAGCACGGAACGUCAGUCUAUGGGACUCGAAUUCGAACGCUCGGUGAGAUCAACGCGGAGUCGCUGGAAGUCUCUUUUGAUCAUCUUUCGGAGUCAAAGGCUACCUUGGCAUACUGGCUUGCCAACGUCCCGACUGAGAUGUUAAAGAUCUUCGACCAGGUGGCCAUGGAAGUCACGUUACUCCACUACCCGGACUAUGAGCGUAUUCAUUCAGAGAUCCACGUCCGAAUGACCGGCCUUCCAGUUCAGUACACUCUCCGCCAACUCCGUCAGAGCCACCUGAACUGCUUGGUUCGUGUCACUGGAGUCGUCACCCGUCGUAGUGGAGUCUUCCCGCAGCUCAAGUAUGUCAAGUUUGACUGCACAAAAUGCGGUGUUACUCUCGGACCCUUCCACCAAGAUUCGAACGUUGAAGUGAAGAUCUCCUUCUGUCAGAAUUGCCAGUCCCGUGGUCCGUUCACAGUCAACACCGAGCGAACGGUCUACCGGAAUUAUCAGAAACUCACUCUUCAAGAGUCCCCCGGCACUGUCCCAGCCGGCCGUCUCCCUCGUCACCGAGAGGUCAUUCUGCUGUGGGAUCUAAUUGACUCGGCUAAGCCUGGAGAGGAGGUUGAAGUGACUGGUAUCUACCGCAACAACUACGACGCUGCUCUGAACAGUAAGAACGGUUUCCCCGUUUUUGCUACAAUUCUCGAAGCCAAUCAUGUCGUCAAAUCCCACGACCAGCUUGCCGGUUUCCGCCUCACAGAGGAAGAUGAACGCGAGAUCCGCAACCUCUCAAAGGAUCCUAAGAUCGUGGACAGACUCAUCAACUCUAUCGCGCCUAGUAUUUAUGGGCAUACGGAUAUUAAGACUGCUGUUGCACUGUCCCUUUUCGGAGGUGUCAGCAAAGAAGCUCCCGGACGCCUCGCCAUCCGUGGUGACAUCAACCUCCUUCUCCUGGGCGACCCUGGCACCGCGAAAUCUCAAAUCCUCAAGUAUGUCGAGAAGACCGCUCACCGCGCUGUCUUUGCCACUGGCCAGGGAGCUUCCGCAGUCGGUCUCACAGCCUCUGUCCGUCGCGAUCCGAUGACUAGCGAAUGGACUCUAGAAGGUGGAGCACUCGUACUCGCAGACAAAGGAACAUGUCUUAUUGAUGAAUUCGAUAAGAUGAAUGAUCAAGACCGCACUUCGAUCCAUGAAGCCAUGGAACAGCAAACCAUCUCAAUCUCCAAGGCUGGUAUCGUCACUACUCUCCAAGCUCGCUGCGCCAUUGUCGCGGCAGCCAAUCCCAUCGGCGGCCGCUAUAACUCCACAGUCCCCUUCUCUCAAAACGUUGAGCUCACGGAACCUAUCUUGUCUCGUUUCGACAUCUUGUGUGUUGUUCGUGACACCGUAGAUCCGACAGAGGACGAGCGCCUCGCUAAGUUCGUGGUAAACUCACACGGCCGCGCCCAUCCUCUCGUCGGCGCCGGGUACGGAUACAGUGACAAGGUCAAGCAAGCCGAAAACGAUGUGGCCAUGGAAGUCGACAGCGACAUGGUGCAAGCCAGAGAGGACCAGAUUCCGCAGGAGUUGUUACGGAAGUAUAUUUUGUAUGCGCGGGAGAAGUGCAAACCGAAGUUGUAUCAGAUUGAUCAAGACAAGGUGGCGAGACUGUUUGCGGAUAUGAGGAGGGAAUCGCUGGCGACUGGAGCGUAUCCAAUUACUGUCCGUCAUCUGGAAGCUAUCAUGCGUAUAUCAGAAGCCUUCUGUAAGAUGCGAUUAUCUGAGUAUUGCUCUGCGCAGGACAUCGAUCGCGCGAUUGCUGUUGCUGUUGAUUCGUUUGUCGGCUCGCAGAAGGUUAGCUGUAAGAAGGCGCUUGCAAGAGCGUUUGCAAAGUAUACGCUUAAUCGACCGGGUGCGGUUAGGGCGCCGGCGAGGGCGGGAAGGCAGAGUGCUAGAGCAGCUGCAUAGUUUUCUAACAUCUCAUUCCUGGAAGAUGGCGAUAUGAUGAGACAUGGAGGGGUUAGGUAACUUGGAGUUCGGGAGCAGAUAAUAUAAGACGUUGGAAUGUGAUGGGAUCGGAUCGGAUUGGCAGUGGAAAUAUUAUGUAGUUCUGUCUUCAAGGGGCUUUACUGGGGCAUUGAUACAUGACCAUAGGUGUUUGUGUAGACUACUGCUGGCGUUUUGGAUUGCUU